GAGAUACUUGACUGUAGCCCUACGACUUCAAGUAAUUUGGCAGCUGCAGCCAGGUUGCUUCAGGGCACUGAAGCCCGAGUUUGAGAUCGUAUGGGUUGGUCUGGGCCAGAAUUUGAGCCCCCCAGCAGGCCUUUUGAUCCGGAAGAUCCGUAUGCAGAUCCCGCCGCUCUCAUACAGCAGCGGCAGCACAAAGCACGGGAGAAGAUUGUUCGAGUGGAGAAGGCAAAACUCCUGCGCGACAAGGUGCAGAAAUGCUACAUGAGGGAGGGAGUGAACAGCAUGCAGAACUGCAAGGACAUUGUGUUGGACUACCUUGAAAGCAUUAAGGGGGUGGGCCUGGGCCGCAUGAACAGUGGAAGAUAUGAUACCCCGCCCCCAAAGGCGCCUCUGGAAUGAAUGGCUCCCCUGAUGGAGGGUUCUGAUCUGAGAAUAGUGAGUUGCAGCUGCUGAACAGCGGACAUACAGCCUCAACAGUGGUGAUACAGCAGGGCUGGUUCUUGUUCCCAGCCAAUGAUUGAAGGCUUACGAUCAAGUGGCAGACAGUGGCUUUGCACGCGCACACGUGCUGCAGAUGGCAUUGUCUACAGGCUGUGCCUUUUCUGCCGAUGCAAGUUCUGUUGGGUUGGGUCUUGGGAGAGGUGGGAGUGAAACCGGCAACCUUUUCCCCGCGAUGAGGGGAUUGCGUUGAGCAUGGGAAACAGCAAUUGUAGUUCUAGAAAUGUACAGCGAUCUGCACUGGUGGGAAUUGUUUCAGAUAAAAGUUUCACAUUAAGCAGGAUUGAAAAGUUUCCUGCUCUACGAUAACACAUAGUAUGCAGCCUGCCCUGAUGAUCUCAUCCUCCAAGACAAUUUCAGUCUCAGGAACGCAGUUCUGCAGCUAUAGUUGAAGCUCCGCUGGUGGUGGCGCUGGUCCAAAUUGUGUUAAGCAUGUGGAUGUCAGCUGUC
This is a messenger RNA of Coccomyxa subellipsoidea C-169, 945 nucleotides long. RefSeq lists its product as hypothetical. The coding region runs from base 91 to 396 and encodes 101 amino acids. NCBI's taxonomy places the organism in Eukaryota, Viridiplantae, Chlorophyta, Trebouxiophyceae, Coccomyxaceae. The transcript is spliced from 2 exons. The record is from RefSeq and is a predicted model, not a curated record.